This is a messenger RNA of Oncorhynchus masou masou (cherry salmon), 6745 nucleotides long. RefSeq names its product semaphorin-3ab-like. Gene Ontology annotation, cellular component: axon; plasma membrane; glutamatergic synapse. Bases 192 to 2591 code for a protein of 799 amino acids. Gene Ontology annotation, molecular function: neuropilin binding; chemorepellent activity; semaphorin receptor binding. The record is from RefSeq and is a predicted model, not a curated record. Lineage: Eukaryota; Metazoa; Chordata; Actinopteri; Salmoniformes; Salmonidae. The transcript has 17 exons. Gene Ontology annotation, biological process: negative regulation of axon extension involved in axon guidance; positive regulation of neuron migration; semaphorin-plexin signaling pathway.
GACAGGUUCUGGUCCAGUUUUGCAAAAUUACUGGACUGAACAGACUUCUGUUUCACGGUAUUUCAAAACUUUUUUAUUUUCUGGAAACUCUACCCCUGAUCUGGGACUGAUCCUGGUUCUGCUGACAUCUAUUCUGUGUUCCGGAGGACUGGUUCUUCAGGUACCUGUCUGGCCUCUCUCUCCCCAGGAUCAUGGCCUCUUUCUGGGGCAUGGUGGUGUUGCUGUGUGGGAUGGUGGUUAUUUCUGGAGCACAGAAGACGAAGAGCAAUAUGCCCAGGCUAAAACUCUCUUAUAAAGAGAUGUUGGAGUCCAAUAACUUGGUGACAUUUGAGGGCCUGGCCAAUAGCUCAGCUUACCACACGUUCCUAUUGGAUGAGGAGAAGGGUCGUCUGGUGGUGGGAGCCAAGGACCACAUAUUCUCCUUCAACCUGCUCAACAUCAGCAGAGACCUGGCACAGAUCCCGUGGCCUGCAUCCACCUCCAGAAGAGAUGAGUGUAAAUGGGCAGGGAAGGACCUCAUGAGGGAAUGCGCUAACUUCAUCAAGGUUUUGCAGCCUUUUAACCAGACCCAUCUGUAUGUAUGUGGAACCGGAGCCUUCCACCCUGUCUGUGCCUACUUGGAGGUGGGGAAGAAACUAGAGGACAGUGUGUUCAGGCUGGAGCCCCUGAUAGAGAACGGUCGAGGGAAGAGCCCUUAUGACCCCAAGCUGCUCACAGCGUCCAUGCUCAUCGAUGGCGAGCUGUAUUCUGGGACGUCAGCGGACUUCAUGGGGCGGGAUUUUGCCAUCUUCCGUACGUUGGGACAGCAUCACCCCAUUAGAACUGAGCAACACGACUCCCGCUGGCUGAAUGAUCCCAGGUUUGUGAGUGUCCAUCUGAUCCCAGAGAGUGACAACCCCGAGGACGACAAGAUCUACCUGUUCUUCAGAGAGAACGCUAUGGAUGGGGAACACGCAGGGAAGGCUACACACGCACGCAUCGGACAGCUCUGCAAGAAUGACUUUGGAGGCCACAGGAGUUUGGUGAAUAAGUGGACUACAUUCCUGAAGGCCAGACUGGUGUGUUCUGUACCUGGACUAAAUGGCAUAGACACACACUUUGACGAACUACAGGAUGUGUUUCUGAUAAGCGCUAAGGAUCCCAAGAACCCCACCAUCUAUGCAGUGUUCACUACAUCCAGUAACAUCUUCAAGGGCUCAGCAGUGUGUUUGUACAGCAUGGCAGACAUCAGAAGGGUGUUUCUAGGUCCCUAUGCCCACAGGGACGGCCCUAACUAUCAGUGGGUUCCCUUCCCCGGGAGGGUACCGUACCCACGACCUGGCACGUGCCCCAGCAAGACAUUCGGAGGAUUUGAUUCAACAAAGGACUUGCCUGAUGAUGUCAUAACAUUUGCGAGAGGACACCCAGCGAUGUUUAACCCCAUCUAUCCCAUCAACAACCGACCAAUCAUAGUCAAGACGGACACGGACUAUCAGUUCACACAGAUAGUGGUGGACAAAGUGGAGGCUGAUGACGGACAGUAUGACGUCAUGUUCAUAGGCACAGACAUGGGUAAAGUGCUGAAGGUGGUGUCCAUCCCCAGAGGGUCCUGGCAUGACCUGGAAGAGGUUCUACUGGAGGAGAUGACUGUGUUCAGGGAGCCAACUGCUAUUACAGCGAUGGAACUCUCCACGAAGCAGCAACAGUUGUACCUAGGCUCAGACCUGGGCAUAUCCCAGAUGCCUUUGCAUCGCUGUGAGGUGUACGGGAAGGCGUGUGCUGAGUGCUGUCUAGCUAGAGACCCUUACUGUGCCUGGGAUGGGACCGAGUGCUCACGAUACUUUCCCAUGGCCAAGAGGAGGACAAGGAGACAGGACAUCAGGAAUGGAGACCCUUUAACCCAGUGUUCAGACCUGCAGCAUCAUGACAACCUGAAUGUGCAGCCCACGGUGCUAGAUAAGACAGUGUAUGCAGUGGAGAACAGCAGUACGUUCCUGGAGUGUAGCCCCAAGUCCCAGAGAGCACUCACCUACUGGCAGUACCAACAAGUCAACGACGACAGGAGACAAGACAUCAAAGCAGAGGAUCGUUUUGUCCGUACGGAGCAGGGCCUGCUGAUCCGCAUACUGAACAAAAAGGAUUCUGGGACUUAUGUGUGCCAGGCUGUAGAACAUGGCUUCAUGCAGACGCUCCUAAGGGUCACCCUGGAAGUCAUCGACACUGAACGCCUCGACGAGCUCAUUCACCGUGAUGACGAAACCGCCACACACACCGCUGCCACACACACCACCUCCUGGGACACGCCCCCAGCCCGGGAAUCGUCCAAUCAAAAGCUAUGGUACCGUGACUUCCUGUCAUUAGUGAACCACCCGACCCUGAACAGCGUGGAUGAGUUCUGUGAGCAGGUGUGGAAGAGGGAAAAGAAGCAGAGGAGGCAGAAAGCACAACUAUCCCAACAGGUCCAGCUACACCAGCAGCAGCAGGGCCUCGUGCACGCUCACACCCACGUGAACGCCCAUGGGCUUGCGGCCAAGUGGAAACACCUGCAGGAGAGGCAGAAGGGCCGCAACCGUCGGACCCACGAACUGGAGAGAGCCCCCCGCAGCGUCUGACCUCGCACCGACUAAAUCCCAUGACCCCGCCUGACCCCCAACCCCUAAUCCAUGUACACUGUCCUCAUCCUAAAAUCCCCCCUGAACCUCCUCCCCUGCCUCAUCUGUCCUUACAGAGAUAAAGACUCGUUCCACACUGACUUUGUACAGAGAAUCUCAACUGGAAACAAAGGCAAUAUCCCGCCCUGGUCUGUGCGUGUAGGCUGCGUGGCCACCCAUGUUUACAGUGACACGGCACAGAGACAAAGGAUGUUACAGGACACCAGGUGAUACAGUACUAUUCUAUAAUCUCAGCUGGCCUCUGUAGCCCCAGCACCAUGGAGGGACAGUGUUAGCCAACAUGUGGACUGGACUCCACGUACUGCAGAAUAACUUAUUGAGAACAUGGCUCUGUCUCCACUGUAGUGUAGCUUUGUUUGUUUGUCGUGUCUCGUCAUUGUUGUCCACCCAGAUAUAGUAGUUAGCUUCUCCUAACAACCACUAUCUUGGAACAAGGGAUGAUAGUGUUUGAUGAAAUGACGGAGCAGGGACGGACCUCGUGUGUAUCACAAGGACAUAACUACAUACAGGUCAUGUAAAGCACAACAGUUUGAUGUUGAUUGGAUUCGAUGAGAAAUGAAUAGUCCUAAGGAGAGAGGAGGAUGACUGAGCACUGCAAGAUACUUCAGAGUAGCCGUGGAUUUACAACUAAUUAUGUUAUUCUAACUUAAAUCAGACAUGUAAAUGUGCUUUGACACAUCCUCAUACUAAAGGGAAUGGUUUGCGGUUAUCUUGUUACAUGAUGUUGUUUCCCCAUAAACAAAUGUAUUUAACAGAAGGUGAUUUGGUUUUUCCCAAAAGCAGUAGGUAAAUAAAGUAUCCAACAUGAUUCUGAAAGUCACUGUGUUAAGUGUAUAGAUAGAUAAGCUCUUCCAAGGCACAAAUGUUUUCAUGUUUUAUUUAAACGUGUAUCUUUUUGAUUUGCUCAGAACCCUGUAUAAGUAUUUGUUACAUAGUGAAAGUUGACUUUAUUUUCUAUAUUUUAUGUUUCAGUCCAACCACUGCAUCCCAUCUUAACUAAAACUUUAACAUGUCUCUGCAUCAACUAUGUCACAUUGUUUGAUUGAAUCAAUUAGCAUACAAAACUUAUUUUCACCACAUACAGUGCCUUCAGUAUUCAUGCUCCUUGACAUACUCCACAUUUUGUUGUGUUAUAGCCUUAAUUGAAAAUGGAUUAAAUCAAUAUUUUUUCACCCAUCAACCCCAUAAUGACAAAGUGAAAACAAGUAUUUUUAAUUUCUUGUGAUUUUAUUGAAAAUGAAAUAUAUAAAAACCCAUGAGUCAAUACAUAUUAGAAUGACCUUUAUCAGCGAUGACCGCUGUGAGUCUUUCUGGGUAGGUUUCUAAGAGCUUUACACACCUGGAUUGUACAAUAUCUGCACAUUAUUGUUUUAGUUAUUCAAGCUCUGUCAAGUUGGUUGUUGAUCAUUGCAAUACAGUCAUUGUCAAGAACAGACUCAAUUCGUUGGGGCAUGGACUCUACAUGCCCCAACGUUCCACAGGAAUGCUGGCCCAUAUUGACUAAAAUGCUUCCCAUAGUUGUGUCAAGUUGGCCGGAUGUCCGUUGGGAAGUGGAUCAUUCUUGAAUUACACAGGAAACUGAUGAGCAUGAAAAACCAAGCGGCAUUGCAGUUCUUUACACAAACCGGUUCGCCUAGCACCUACUACCAUACCCUGUUGAAAGACACUUAUAUCUUUUAUUUUGCCCAUUCACUCUCUGAAUGGCACACCUAUACAAUCCAUGACUCAAUUGUCUCAAGGCUUAAACAUCCUUCUUUAACCUGUCUCUUCUCCUUAAUCUACGCUGGUUGAAGUGAGUUUAACAAGUGACAUCAAUAAGGGAUCAUAGCUUUCACCUGGAUUCACCUGGUCAGUCUAUGGAAAGAGCAGGUGUUCUUAACAUUUUGACACUCAUUGUAUAUGUGUUUUAGGUUAUUGUCUUACUGAAAGGUGAAUUUGUCUCCUAGUGUCUGUUGGAAAGUGGACUGAGUCAGGUUUUCAUCUAGGAUUUUACCUGUGCCUAGCUCUAUCCAUUUUCUUUUAUCCUAAAAAUAAAUUCCCAGUCUUUGCCGAUAACAACCAUACACGUAACAUGAUGCAGCCACCACCAUGUUUGAAAAUAUCAAGAGUGGUACUCAGUGAUGUGUUGUUGAAUUUGCCACAAACAUAAUGCUUUGUAUUCCGGACAUAAAGUGAAUUUCUUUGCCACAUUUUUUUCAGUUUACUUUAGUGCCUUAUUGCAAACAGGAUGCAUGUUUAGGAAUAUUUUUAUUCUGUACAGGCUUCCUUAUUUUCUAUUUAAAAGUCACAAUUAGCCUCAUGGUAAAAUCAUUGAGCAGUUUCCUUCCUCUCUGGCAACUGAGUUAGGAAGGACUCCUGUAUCUUCUCAGUGGCUGGGUGUAUUGAUACACCAUCCAAAGUGUAAUUAAUAACUUCACCAUGCUCAAAGGGACAUUCAAUGUCUGUUUUUUUGUAUCCUUCUACCAAUAGAAAACCUCCCUAGUCUUUGUGGUUGAAUCUGUGGUGUUUGAAAUUCACUGCUCGACCGAGAGACCUUACAAUUAUCUGUAUGUGUGGGGUACAGAGAUGAGGUAGUCAUUCAAAAAUAGUUUGUAAAAAUGUCUAAAAACAUAAUUCCACUUUGACAUUAUGUGGUACUGUGUGUAGUCCACUGACACACAAUCUAAAUGUAAUCUAUUUCACAUUCAGGAUGUAACACAACAAAAUGUGGAAAAAGUCAAAGGGUAUGAAUACUUUCUGAAGGUACUGUACAUAUAUAUUGAUAUACAGUAUAUCUACACUGUGAAAAAGUAUAUGAUAUAAGUUUAUCUAUUUGAGAUCCAUUGUGUAACAUGUCAUUAUAUGCAUGUAACUGUUACUUUAUGAUAACACCUACAUGUAACAUGCACAUGCUGGCAAACAGGACCAACUAACAGAGCAAAUACGUUCCACUCUUAAAAAAAACACCACUGGUGUUGAAUGGAACAUGCAGGGUUCUAUUACAAUAUUUAGCAUACCACUACUGUACCAUCUGUCUAUGUCUGUUUGCCCAUGUCAGCCUGCAAAUGUACUUUCAAGCAUAUCUUACACUUCCAGCAAUACACACAUGUAUUUUGUUAUUGUCCAGGAGUAUAUCUGCUCUAUGUAUCUUUCCUUGAAUCACUACAUUACUCUGAGAGUAUGUACAUCAGGAGAUGUUUUUUUCUGACAUGUGUUUCUUAUGUACGUCAGGAGAUGUUUCCUUUUGAAAUAUCUCAACACAGUGAGACAUACAGAGACAGACAGAGAAUCUGGAAUGUACACACCUGUGAACAUAACAUAAACAUUGAAGAGUAAAUCCCAUGGUCCAACAGUAUGCCACUGUGUACUAAUUGCAUGUGAAAGCCAUUCUAGUCUACUUUUGUUUCUAUAAUGAUGCAUUGUUUAAUGUUGUUUGUGAUGGUCUGCUCUUAGCUUAGAGGCAACACACAUUUACCUGUUACUGAGGUGUAAAGACACACAGAACGAGUUACUGGAAGUACGGCAUAAAUUAAGUACUCUGGUGUAUUCCACUGGCACUCAGAGAUACUCUUGUUUAUCUGGGCUGGAAAUCACUUUGGAUGCAAACAUCUAUACAGAUCUGUCAAUCACACAUAGUUACAGUAAAUAUAAAGUAUAUUACAAUGUAAUUCUCAUCAAACACAACAAUGCAACAUGGAUCAGUACACAUGGUCAGGUAGCAAGAGUAUACAUGAUCUCCCAAUUAUCUGUAUCAGUGUGGAUGUUGAGCUCCAGGUGGAACAGCCUAAGCAGAGUUUGAACCAGUGACAUACUGCCUACAGAGUCCAGACCUCUUACAACAGGUGCUAGUGGGCUCACAUAGUGAAGCAGUACAGAGGGUCUGUCUCUGUAUAGGGAUCAGUUCUUAAAGUGCCAUACCAGGUCCUAUUUUAGAGCCGGUAUUCUACAGUAUAAAAGGUGCUGAUUCUCUGUACCAUUCAUCUCCGUCCCACUUCAACCACUGGCAGGGCUGCUGAGUGUAAAUGAGGGAGUAAACUGCUGCUGCUGUAUAGACUGUGUUUGGUAUGGUGAUGAUGAUGAUGACGAUGAUGUAUUCUACUGUUCUAAUAAAAACA